GAGAGUUUGAAGGGGAAACAAACCCUAACGUCAGUCACAUCGAACUCUAAAACCACACUGAGAUGGCGAAAUGGUUGCGUGGCCUGAGAUCCGUGACGGCGGAGGUGGCUGAUCUACCGGCGUCUUCAUUCGGUCGAUCGAUUAGGCAUAUUCAUCAGUAUCAGACGAUCCAGGCGAUUCCACGCGAAGCCACGGGUCGAGGAGUAUCUGCUCGUGACCGGACGAUUGGCCGGAUUCCCGCCGUGGUUUUCCCGCAGUCGCUACUCGAUACCGACGCUUCGAAGCGAGGCGCGUCGAGGAAGCAGCUUUUGACGGCGGAUAAGAAGCAGAUUAAGUCUAUCAUUGACUCUGUUGGUCUCCCAUUCUUCUGUUCUACCACAUUCCAGCUUCAGAUCCGAGCUGGUCAGGGCUCUUCGACGCUUGUUGAAUCGGGUCGAGUACUUCCUCUCAAGAUUCAUAGAGAUGAAGAAACUGGAAAGAUACUUAAUUUGGUAUUCGUGUGGGCUGAUGAUGGGGAGAAGUUGAAGGUUGAUGUUCCUGUUGUUUUCAAUGGAUUGGAUCAUUGUCCUGGUCUCAAGAAAGGGGGAAAUCUACAGUCAAUCCGAAGCACUUUAAAACUACUAGGGCCAGCGGAACACAUUCCAUCUAAAAUCGAAAUAGAUGUGAGCAAACUCGACAUUGACGACAAAGUGUUAUUGCAAGACGUUGUAUUUCAUCCAUCAUUGAAGCUAUUGAGCAAGAAUGAAACCAUGCCUGUGUGUAAGAUUGUCGCCACAAGCCCUGUGAAAGAACCAAAAGCUGUUCCAGCAUGAAAAAAAUAAGUCUUUGAAAAGGGUAAUGUAAUGUCUCUCCGAAGUUUCUGUUCACAUAACAAAGUGAUCAUUUCUAGAAAGGAAAGAAGCAAUUUUUAGAAUAACCCUUUUUUUUUUGUAUAAACCUUAAGUGAAAGAACACUAAACCCUCUACUUGCUAUUUGUGUGUUUUGAACGACGCAGAUCCAAUUCGAAUUGCGGAUCAAAUAUCUGUUUUGCAUC
This is a messenger RNA of Camelina sativa (false flax), 1034 nucleotides long. RefSeq lists its product as uncharacterized. Gene Ontology annotation, biological process: translation. The record is from RefSeq and is a predicted model, not a curated record. Lineage: Eukaryota; Viridiplantae; Streptophyta; Magnoliopsida; Brassicales; Brassicaceae. Gene Ontology annotation, molecular function: structural constituent of ribosome; 5S rRNA binding. Gene Ontology annotation, cellular component: ribosome; cytosolic large ribosomal subunit.